Messenger RNA from Gadus morhua (Atlantic cod), 1329 nucleotides. RefSeq names its product eukaryotic translation initiation factor 3 subunit J-A. Gene Ontology annotation, molecular function: translation initiation factor activity. Bases 36 to 737 code for a protein of 233 amino acids. The record is from RefSeq and is a predicted model, not a curated record. The transcript is spliced from 8 exons. NCBI's taxonomy places the organism in Eukaryota, Metazoa, Chordata, Actinopteri, Gadiformes, Gadidae. Gene Ontology annotation, cellular component: eukaryotic translation initiation factor 3 complex; cytoplasm.
UGCUGUUGGGACCGGUGGGACGCAACACAUGCAAAAUGGCGGAGAUAGACGACUGGGACGCUGAUGACCUGGCGACAGAAGAACAACCAAAGAAGACGGCUGAGGUGGAUAACUGGGACGAUGAGGACGUCGAUGACGACCCAAAGGAUAGUUGGGCCGACGAAGAAGCCGAAUUGAAAAGGGAAGAACCACAGAAAACAGAAAUAGUAACAUCUGAAAAGAAGAAACAAAGUGAAAAAGAACAAGAGGAAGUGAAGGAAAGAUCUGAGGACCAUGAGGAAGGCGCUGAGCUCACCCCUGAGGAGGGGUCGGAGACGGGAGAGCAGCAGGAGAAGCCGGCUGGGGAGCAGGCCAGUGAAGCCACCGCUGUCGCAGGUGUACCAGGUGGGAUCGAUGCCAUGAGCCCGUCCUCUAAAGAGGACUUCAGUGAAUUUGAGAAGGUGCUGAAAGACAAGCUUUGCCCUUAUGAGGGGUCAGUUCAUUACUCUGGCCUGCUGGAGUCCUUGUUUCAAGACCUCUGCAUCUCAAUGGAGAUAGAGGACUUGAAGAAAAUCAACUCCUCCCUUACCAGUCUGCUCAGCGAGAAACAGAAACAAGAGAAGCAACUCAAUAAGGGGAAGAAGAAGAAGAAGGGAGCAGUGACAGUGGGGGGGAUGAAGGCCAAGCUGAAGGAUGACCUUGCGGACUACGGACAGUUUGAGGGAGGCUACACGCAGGACUAUGAGGACUUCAUGUAGAGGCCCCUGCCCGCAUGCCCUCCAACUCCGCUUGAACAUCCAUUUCUUCCCCUCAGAACGAUGCAGUCAUUGUAGUACUGCAACGAUUAACAAAUGGACAGAAAAUUUACUUUUUUAUAAACACCAAACAUGGUGAAUUCGAUUUUCAGAAAUGGAAAAUAAUUUGUUUUUUGGAGUGGUUUUAAGGUCAAUAUGAAUACUCAAGUUUACAUCUUAGGUUUUCAUCUUAUUAAGAUGCUCCAUGACACUGAUGGAUGAUUAUGGUUUUGCUGUUCUUUAUUGUAUUUCAUGGAGUGAAUGAUUCAUGGAAAACCAACUGGUGGGUUAAUUGAUAGUUGGUGGCAGACAUUAGCCUGUCAGACGUUGCUGAAGAACAUCCUAUUGGAGGCUUUCCCUGUAAAAAAUAAUCACUGCAUCCAAAGCAGUGAAUUAACAACAUAAUAAAUCAUCACAUAUGCAGGAAAACUUGUCAACAAAAAGUUUGUGCUUUUCAAAAAAACUAAAUUUUUCUUUAUCGUUUAUUUAAAUGAUGUGACUUUAUUGAGAAUGGCUUCAUUUAAUCUACUGUUACAAAUAAAUAACACUAUCCCAA